CUGUGCACAAACCAUUCCCCUCUCCUUCACAACCACAACAUAUCUGCUGCAAUUAUCAGCUCCGAGAUAUUUCCUGACACGAUCUCCACUACAGACAAUUGAAUCGCAGCGUCAGAUUCCGCCAUGUCUUCAGACGAAAUCGUCUGGCAGGUUAUUAACCAGCAAUUCUGCUCGUUCAAGCUCAAGACUACCAAAGAGAAGAACUUCUGUCGCAAUGAAUACAAUGUCACCGGCCUCUGCAAUCGACAAUCCUGCCCGCUCGCCAACUCCCGAUAUGCUACCAUCCGCGCAAACCCCGACUCCGGCACCCUCUACCUCUACAUGAAGACCAUCGAGCGCGCACACAUGCCCAGCAAGCUAUGGGAACGAAUAAAGCUAUCGCAGAACUAUGCGAAAGCUCUCGAGCAGGUCGACGACCGAUUGAUCUACUGGCCGAAGUUCUUGAUCCACAAGUGCAAGCAGAGACUUACGAGAUUGACACAAGUUGGGAUCCGGAUGAGGAGAUUGGCGAGAGAGGAUGAGAGAUUGGGUGAGAAGCUUGUGCCGAAGCUGGCACCUAAGGUGCGCAGACGUGAGGAGACGAGAGAGAGGAAGGCGGAGGCUGCUGCGAAGGUUGAGAGAGCUAUUGAGAGGGAAUUGAUCGAGAGAUUGAGAAGUGGUGCUUAUGGCGACCAGCCACUCAACGUCAGCGAGGCUAUCUGGAAGAAGGUCUUGAAGGGACUCGAGCGCGGUGGCGAGGGAACCAGAGACGAGGAUAUGGAUGAAGGCAUUGAGGAGGACGAGUUCGAGAACGAAGAAGAAUACGAGGAUGAGGAGGGUGUCGGUGAAGUGGAGUAUGUCAGUGAUCUGGGCGAGGACGAGGAAGACCUUGGAGAUCUCGAGGACUGGCUAGGAAGUGAGGAGGAGGCCAACACGGGUGACGAGGAUGAGGAAAAUAGCGAAAGCGAUAGCAGUGAGGAUGAUAAGUCGAAGAAGCUCCGAGCUCCUGGAAAGCGCAAGAGAGGUGUGGACCCGAAGGCCAAAUCGAAGUCCAAGACCAAGAAGCCCAGAAUGGAGAUCGAGAUCGAAGAGGAGUUCGAGGGUGCGCAGAGGGAACUGGCAUUGGCAUAGCUUUAAUCUCGGUACAUUUUCGCAAGACGCUGGGGUUACAAUUAUCUUGUGGAGUUUGGCAGGACGAAAAUGGAACUUUGAUCAUGGCAUACAAUAGCUUCUAUACAUGUGGCACGAUAGACAUAAAUGGUAGCUCGAAUCUUCUGCGGAGCACAGCUGACUUUCACGAUCCUGCAUGUGUUCGCUUGAUAAAAUAUCUCCCUAGACCGCAAAUUUGCACAUGUUCAGAUGCAAACCCAGUCGAACUAUGGCUCAAUCCGAAUAGUUCCUCGCCUUCAAGCCAAUCACUAGUGUUUAAGGAGAAAUUGUAGCUCUCACACGAUAUCUUCUGUUGGAGUGCGACGGCAUACAAUCACAAAAGAUUCUCCAUCAGGGUAACGGCUGUGUGAAUCAUGGAAGCACAUCUCAACAAGUCGGCGAAACAGACGUACAAUGUUGCACAACCAGCGCGAAGACGUCAUAAGUCUUUCACACCGUUGUGAUACUAGUUGGAAGAGGGCCGCAGCGUGGG
Cadophora gregata is the source of this 1621-nucleotide messenger RNA. RefSeq lists its product as uncharacterized. Lineage: Eukaryota; Fungi; Ascomycota; Leotiomycetes; Helotiales; Ploettnerulaceae. The transcript has 2 exons. Gene Ontology annotation, biological process: maturation of LSU-rRNA; maturation of 5.8S rRNA. The record is from RefSeq and is a predicted model, not a curated record. The coding region runs from base 124 to 1110 and encodes 328 amino acids. Gene Ontology annotation, cellular component: preribosome, large subunit precursor; nucleolus.